Messenger RNA from Solea solea (common sole), 5237 nucleotides. It is a transcript of the gene atoh8, whose product is annotated as atonal bHLH transcription factor 8. The transcript is spliced from 4 exons. Bases 1212 to 2237 code for a protein of 341 amino acids. Lineage: Eukaryota; Metazoa; Chordata; Actinopteri; Pleuronectiformes; Soleidae. The record is from RefSeq and is a predicted model, not a curated record. Gene Ontology annotation, molecular function: DNA-binding transcription factor activity; protein dimerization activity.
ACAGACGCCAGCAGCAGAGUCAGAGCAGAAGGAGCCCCUCAGCUCAGCUCUGCUCUGCUCUGUGACCACUGAGCUGCUGCUGCUGCUGCUGCCGCUGCUGCUGCUCUCUCCUCACUCACUCACUCACUCAGAGACAGAGACACAGACCUGGAUCCACCGGUGUCAGCGCUUCUGCUGCGGGACUAACGCAGUUGGACCAUUACUUUAUCUGAACAAGUGACUCAGUGGCGCUUGUGGAGCAAACACACAGAGCACCAUACCUGUCGCCUCUUUCUUCACUGAGGGAUGCACCGGUGUCGAAGCUGGAGUCACUGAACCUCAUCACAGAAGCCGGACUCGUCUCUUGCUGCUGGGAAUGAUUGACUUUUCACUGAGUUUUAGUGUCGUUUAACUCAGCUGAAGUGUGUCAGUGUGAUGAUGAUGAUGAUGAUGAUGAAGAAGAAGUUGUUAUUAUUGAUACUGUGUCCCUGCAGCUGAGUGUAAAGUGUCUGUUUGAUCCUGAAGUGCUGCCAUCCUGUUCAUGUAGUGUUUCCAUUAUUUAGUCCAGCAGCAGCUGUAGUUGCACUGCAGCCAGUCUGUUCUCUAUGUGUGUGUGUGUGUGUAGCAGUGUGGGUUAUUCACAGUGCUGCUAUGCAGACUGACUGGAGCCACGCUCAGACAGCUCCACUGUAACCCUGAGUCUGAGGCACAGGCCAGAGCUGCUCACACACAGAAAGACACUUUUAACAGCUGAGGAAAAAGCUUUCAGUGGGACGACUUGUGUGGAAUAGCAGAUGUUACACAGCUUUGUGUACUAAUGUGGAUUAUUCAGGAUGCUGCUAUGCAGACAGAGUGGAGCCACAGUAAACCUGCUGGUGUGCGGCCUCUGUCAGUGCAGCUGAGCAGCUUGUGUUUCACAGUUGGCAGCUGAAGUAUCUGGCUGGAAGGAAGGAAGAGUCUUCACACAGUGAAGAUAGGACAUAAGUGAUUAAGAUUGUGCAUCUAUUAAACGUUUGGCACAGUCUGGGACCAAAACAGACCCACUUGAAUUUGGCUUGACUGUAUUGUUGCUGGUGAAACCUACAGCAGGUGAACCUGUAGAAGGAUGACGCUCACGCUUAUGUGACAUUUUGAAACAUUGUGUCAGAGCUUGGUUUCACUUCAGCUGAAAUUAGAUUGUGUUGUUGGAUUACAUUUAACUCGGGCUGGUUAGUCAAACUAAUUGUUGGAAAAUGAAGAACCCCCACCAGCUGAGUGAUACAUGGAAUGGAUCUCUGAACAAAGAGCCAGUGCUGAUCUCUGUGCCAGGCACGAACAAGAAGUUCAAGAGGAAGUCCCGGGAGCCGAAAAAGCUUUUCAGCAGCUCUGAGUCGGACAGGAUGAAAAACUAUCGAGCGGACAUGUCAGAUGACGAUCAAGCAGAUGACACUGAGGCGCGUGGUUUCGGCAGGUUGGGUCCCUUGCAGAGACAGCUGAUGAUGUCACAGGAGUCAACGGCCAGUGCCACAGGGAUCCUGUCCGGUCUAUCAGAAGGCAGCAUGGCUCCAGCUGAGAGUGGCGCCAUAGACAUGAGAAUUGGUAUUAACGUGCCAGCCAUCACUUCCAAACUGUCCCAGCUAGCUGCUCCUCCAUUCUCCAGCCCAGAGAUCUCCCACUGGCCCACAGCCAUCUCCCAGCCUCUGUCCAACAGACUCAAACUGGGCAUUCGAUCCACUUUCCCUCUGUCAACAUCCAGCAGCAGCAGCCACAGCCUGUCACCCAGUCACCAGGCCUUCUCCAUGGAGCCUUCUCUGUCAGGACAGGCUGCAUCGCUGUCUGUCCCCAGAACUUCCCACACCUCCCAGUGUCUAGACCACUUGGAGCUCCAGGCGCAGUCACCUCAGGACUCUCCUCAGAAGAGGCCCGGGACAAGCGCUGAUGGACCUGGGCGUCUUCCGGAGGUCAAAGCCGUCCAGCAGACUAGGAGACUUCUGGCCAACGCCAGGGAGAGGACCCGUGUCCACACCAUCAGCGCUGCGUUCGAGGCCCUGAGGAAGCAGGUACCGUGUUACUCCUAUGGGCAGAAGCUUUCCAAGCUGGCUAUAUUACGGAUCGCCUGUAACUACAUCCUAUCUCUGGCUCAGUUGGCUGAGCUGGACUACAGUUCAGAGCACGGCAGUGUGAGCUUCUCUCAGUGCGUGGAACAGUGUACCAGGACUCUGCAGGCCGAGGGCAGGAGCAAGAAGAGGAAGGUUGGGAGGAUGCCGGAGGACGUGUGAUGUGGUCCCACUAAGUUUGGCGGGAUCUCCUGCUCUUAUGGACGCAGCUCCAUCAGUCCAUCAUCACACAGUCAGCCUCAGGCUCAGAUCAGCUGCUGCACAGAGACGAAAAAAUGACGUUCAUUUGAGCGUGAAGACAUGUUUCCAUGGAGAACGUCAAAGCUCAACACAGUGACAAGUGACAUAAAAAAGAUAAACACUCUAUGUAGACGGACCAAAUCUAACACAGAUUAACAGAAACAAAAAAACAUGUGUGGAUGGAACUGGCGUCUGGUGAUAAUGAUGACGAUAACUAACUGUAGACUUUGUACUUCAGAAACUUCAGUGCUGACGUGUGGACUUAUGCAUAACCUGAGUAUUCUUCUCUCAAAAAUAUUAGACAUGAUGACUGUGUUUACAUGCAGCUACACUUUCUACACUGAAAUGUUUUGACUUUGAUACUGUUGUAUAUUACUAAGAAGUAUUAGUGUGCAUCUCGGUUCUUGAUUGAAGUGUGAACCUUUAAGUGCCAAAAUGAUGUUUAAACAGAACUUCAUAGUCUCGCUAAAUCCACUCAAGUCCCAAACACCCAGAGCACUGACGCACACGUGUCACCUGCAGCUCCAUUACAGAUCUUUCCAGUAGCUUUUCUUACAUCCAUCUCACAUUUCUCUGCUUUUACUCGUAACAUGGAGCCAGGACGUCUUCGGACAUCAUUUUUCGCUCAGACUUUAACUUUGCCUAAAAGGGGAUUCAUGUACCACAGUGACCUUCAGCAUGUAAAACGUGUACCGCAAUUCCAACUCCAAACAUUGUAAAGUGUGGUUGCCAUGGUUUUUGAAACACAGAGCUGCACUUAAACGCAGCGUUACACUGCGUUCCUGCACAUACACAGGAAUCUGUCCCAUUAUCUGUCUUUGUUCUUCUUUCUUUUUUUCAGUAACAGGUGGAAUAUAAAUGUGAUCUGAGCAACACCAGAGAAUUAUCACAUGGUGAGAAAAGGCAACAAUAAUGAGCUUUAAACCAUUAUAUUUGUCAAAUACCCACCAACAAUGAUUGUGAAAUAGAGAGGCAGACUAUGAGGUUAUGUUGGCUGUAGCCAGACCCGGUGCUUUGGGUGGGCCUGAGGGUGCCAAGCCCCCCCAUGGAGUUUAUGUAUGAAGAUUGUAUUGUCACUCAGAUUUCCUGGAGGUCAGUGAAUGCAUCUUGAUGGUCAGCAUGGUUGAGGUGUGUCAGUCACCUGAGGGCUCUGUGAUUAGCAGGAAAUUAAGAGGGAACAUCUGUGUGUUUACUGAUACUGAUACUGUGUAUGACAGGCAGUUACAGCUGUGGAUCAGACCAAUCGCCUCACGUUUCACUUUUUAGUGAGAAGGGUUUUCAUGUCAUUAGAACUCCUGGAAGGACAGAAACAUCUGCUACCGGUCAGUACCAGCCACCAUCAUGCUCUAAAUGAUGCUCCUUCUGCCUGCACUUACCACGGCCGGGACGACAGUUGCAGCCGAAUCAGCUCAGAGAAAGUGAACUUCCUUCAGAUGAUGGGAAUGGAUAUUGUGCAACAUGUUGACUGCAUUCAGUGGUGACUGCAAGCUGUGCACACUGUGCUACUGCAAUGAAAAAUGCUGAAAACGUGUGAAAAGACUUAACUCGUGUUUUAUUACUCUGCUCGUGUCACCUGCCGUGGUGUAAAUGACGCACACAGUAUGACUGACUUCUUACUCUGUAUGUUUUGUUUUAUUAAAGGUAGUUCAUAAAAAGCCGUUUAAUUUGUUUUGCUAUAAUUAGAAAAUCAAUUGCCCAUCCAUGAGUUGGACUCUGGUGCUGCAGCUUUGUUUGGAGAAAAUGAUUCACUCUAGCAUGUCUUGUCUUCAGUUUCCUCUCUGCUGUCAGGAAAUCUUCAUUUUCAUGCAUCUCCACUGCAGGCCCUUGUUUUUCUUGACCUCCAGGUAAAAUGUUUUUGAGAGGAGUAGUGAGACUUUUUAUGGUUGGGCAUGUGAGGCACUGCAGCUGCAGCUCACUGUGGAGACUUCUGGCAACAUGGCUGUGUAAGGUUAUGAGCUGCAUUAUUGAUGGCUGGCAGUAGGUGGUGCAACAUAGUAAAACAAUAAAAGAGUUAAAAUGGCAAAUAAAUAGGUUGAAUAUACUGGCUGCACCAUUAAUAAAGGUGGUAUUUCAAUCUAACAUUAACAUCCCUGUGUUCCCACAGGUGGAGAGAUGCUUUGUCUUUCAGUCUGGGUAAAUAAUGUGACUGUUUCCUGUUUCCUGUUGCCUCUUUAUGCCAAUCAUGGUGUAAGUACAAUGCCUGGCCAAAAAAAACUCACCACCUAAGAAAAGGGUCACAUCGUUGGACCGCCUUUAGCUUUGAUUACUCACUCAUUCACUGUGUGGCAUUGUUUCCAUAAGCUACUGCAAUGUCACAAGACUUAUUUCCGUCAGUGUUGCAUUCAUUUUUCACCAAGAUCUUGUAUUGAUGAUGGAAGAGUCAGAUCACUGUGCAAAGCCUUCUCCAGCACAUGCCAAAGAUUCUCAAUGGAGUUAAGGUCUGGACUCUGUGGUGGCCAAUCCAUGUGUGAAAAUGAUGUCUCAUGCUCCCUGAACCACUCUUUCACAAUUUGAGCCUGAUGAAUCCUGGCAUUGUCAUCUUGGAAUAAGAAAAUGCAUUGAUGGAAUAAUCUGGUCCUUCAGUAUAUUCAGGUAGUCAGCUGACCUCAUUCUUGGGCACGUAAUGUUGCUGAACCGAGACCUGACCAACAGCAGCAACCCCUUAACUAUUUGCUUAGUUAAAUCCAGGUGGCGACUUUUUUUUUUGGCCAGGCAGUGACAUGGCUCAUGUUGAAGCAAAGCAGGGCCUUAAAGAUUUCACUUUCACUGAGAGGUGAAGGACUUAUUUAACACUCAUAGCAUUCAGUUGACUAGAGUGGGUGUCAGGUAACAAAUGUACUGCACAUAAAAUGUCAUGAACAAAAAUGAAAAUAAGUGUUUUCAUGUGAAUAAUUUUCAGAAUAAAAGUGAAAGUGAAAUAUU